AGCACCUCCGCCGCUAUAUCUAUAUCAGGAUGAGUCCAGCCUCCUCGCCUAGUUUUCUCCGCCUGCCACCUUGUCUCUGGGACCAAAGUCCACCCCACCGGCUCUUUUGGGUGUUAAGUUUUCUUUCUUUCUCUCUCUCUCUCUCUCUCUCUUUUUCCUUUUUCCGGAAUGGUCCAAGCUUUCGACUUCGCCAGUUUCCUCAAGUGAAUCUUUAGAUCGUCCACCUGCUUUGCCUUAAGAGGGAUCGUCCAAGCAAAUCUGCGAGAUCGGGUUCCCUGCCUUUUUCCCCCCCCCUCCUUUUCCUGGCAGCGACUCGAUCCCCUUUAUAUUACUUGCUGUUGUUAUUAUUAUUAUUCUUCCUAUUCCUAUUGCUCGUACGAUUUCCUUCCCCGCUUUCGGAAGGCUUCGCGGGCUCUCCUCUUUCGUCGCUGGAGCGCGCACGCGCCUGAGCGCGCGCACCCGGGGCAAAGACACAUAUGUAAAAAGCGCGGUUUGUCAAAGCUGGGGCUCUCGGCCGUUGAGGAAUCGCCGGAGGGUGGCGGUUACCGUCCCGCCGGGGCCCCCACAGCGCUUUAGCCUACUACGGCUUUUAGAUCUCACCUUUCGGAAAGCUCCUUGGGAACUAUCAUGGGAUAUUCGCUCGCCUCGUGGAAUCUUUUUAUUCCGGGACAUCUCGCCUCUUGAAAUUCCGCCCGGUGUGAAGGGACAGCUAAGAGAAUGAAGACUCUAAGUCCCCAGCGGAAGCAUGAUAUGGCGAUGCAGUGCUGGUGCUGAAUUGUUCUCUCUGAUGGCUCUAUGGGAGUGGAUAGCCCUGAGUCUUCAUUGCUGGGUUUUAGCGGUUGCUGCUGGUUCGGAUCAGCAUGCCACAAGCCCCUUCGACUGGCUUCUCUCUGAUAAGGGACCCUUCCAUCGCUCCCCGGAAUACACAGAUUUUGUGGACAGAAGCCGACAGGGAUUUAGCACAAGAUACAAGAUUUACAGGGAAUUUGGCCGUUGGAAGGUAAACAACUUAGCUGUAGAGAGAAAGAAUUUUCUUGGCUCCCCGUUGCCUCUUGCCCCUGAAUUUUUCCGAAAUGUAAGGCUACUAGGACGGAGGCCGACUCUUCAACAGAUCACAGAAAACCUUAUCAAGAAGUAUGGGACCCACUUCCUGCUGUCAGCUACUCUGGGAGGAGAAGAGUCUCUCACAAUUUUUGUGGACAAGCGGAAGCUGAGUAAAAGAACAGAAACAAGUGAUCCCAGCAUUAACAGUACCACAGUGACUCUGGAAACACUACACCAGCUGGCGGCCUCUUACUUUAUUGACAGGGACAGCACCCUGAGAAGACUUCACCAUAUUCAGAUUGCUUCCACUGCUAUAAAGGUGACAGAAACCCGGACUGGUCCUCUUGGCUGCAGUAACUAUGACAACCUAGAUUCUGUCAGUUCUGUUUUGGUACAGAGUCCAGAAAAUAAGAUUCAGUUGCAAGGUCUUCAGCUUAUCCUGCCCGAAUAUUUGCAAGAGAGGUUUGUGCAGGCAGCUCUGAGCUACAUUGCAUGCAAUUCAGAGGGAGAAUUUAUCUGCAAGGACAACGAUUGUUGGUGUCAGUGUGGGUCCAAAUUCCCAGAAUGCAACUGUCCAUAUAUGGAUAUUCAAGCUAUGGAAGAGAGCCUGCUACGCAUCAGUGAGACAUGGAAUACUUACAAUAGUGAUUUCGAAGAUUCAGAUGAAUUCAAGUUCUUUAUGAAAAGGCUGCCCAUGAAUUAUUUCCUCAACACAUCUGCCAUUAUGCACUUGUGGACAAUGGAUUCAAAUUUCCAGCAUCGCUAUGAGCAACUGGAAUCCAGCAUGAAACAACUAUUCCUUAAGGCACAGAAAAUUGUUCAUAAGCUCUUUAGCCUCAGUAAGAGGUGUCAUAAACAGCCACUCAUCAGCUUGCCAAGGCAAAGAUCAUCUCUCUAUUGGCUAAAUCGCAUCCAGUCCUUCCUUUACUGCAAUGAAAAUGGCCUCUUGGGCAGCUUUUCCGAAGAGACUCAUUCAUGUACGUGCCCGAAUGACCAGCUUGCCUGCCUUGGCUCCCUACCAUGUAGUGUGGGAGAUGGUUCUGCCUGCCUGACCUGUGCGCCUGAUAAUCGUACCCGCUGUGGGACCUGUAACACUGGAUACAUGCUGAGCCAAGGGCUUUGCAAGCCUGAAGUGGCAGAUUCCACAGAACAUUACAUUGGGUUUGAGACUGACCUCCAGGAUUUGGAGAUGAAGUAUUUAUUGCAGAAAACGGACCGCCGGAUUGAGGUCCAUGCCAUCUUCAUCAGCAAUGACAUGCGUCUCAAUAGCUGGUUUGACCCGUCCUGGCGCAAACGGAUGCUUCUUACCCUAAAGAGCAACAAGUAUAAAUCUAGCCUAGUCCAUAUGAUCUUGGGAAUGUCUCUUCAAAUUUGUCUUACUAAGAACAGCACCUUGGAGCCUGUCCUGGCUGUUUACAUCAACCCUUUUGGAGGCAGCCACUCUGAGAGUUGGUUUAUGCCUGUCAAUGAAAACAAUUUCCCAGACUGGGAGCGGACUAAACUGGACUUACCACUUCAGUGUUAUAACUGGACGCUGACUCUAGGCAACAAGUGGAAGACGUUUUUUGAAACAGUCCACAUUUACUUGAGGAGUCGUAUAAAGUCAAAUGGCCCCAAUGGCAAUGAUAGCAUCUAUUAUGAACCCCUGGAGUUUAUUGAUCCCUCCCGAAACCUGGGCUAUAUGAAAAUCAACAGCAUCCAAGUGUUUGGCUACAGCAUGCACUUUGACCCGGAAGCAAUCCGAGAUUUGAUUUUGCAACUGGACUACCCCUAUACUCAGGGAUCCCAGGACAGUGCACUCUUACAGCUACUAGAGAUACGGGACCGUGUAAAUAAUCUUUCUCCUCCUGGUCAGCGUCGUCUAGAUCUUUUCUCAUGCCUACUGCGUCACAGACUCAAGCUUUCUACCAGUGAAGUGAUGAGGAUUCAAUCGGCUUUGCAGACCUUCAAUGCCAAAUUGCCAAACACAAUGGAUUAUGACACAACCAAAUUAUGUAGUUAACCAUAAAUGUGAAGCACAACAGAAAAACAAACAAAUCAUGGAGGCGUUUUUACAGUGCUUUUGUGGAACAGUUUAUGUCUGGAAGAGUAAAUUUAAAUUGUCUUUUCAAUAUCUGUCUUAUAUCAGUCAAUAACGUUGGAUGGCAAUUUACACCCAUGAACUUGCUGACAAAUGAAUAUAUUAUAUCUGCAAUUUUUUUUGGCUUUGUUUUAUGAAUGAAAAUAAAUACUGACACCUGUCUAGGAGACAUUCUACUUUUUACAAUAAAUUUCAUUUGUAAUUUUAUAUGUUCCGUGGCAAUGCUUUUGUGCAUUACAUCCUCUAGAGGAACAUAAAAGGAUACCAAUAAAAUUUUGUAGCUGAACAGUUAUUAAAAAGAAA
Pantherophis guttatus is the source of this 3427-nucleotide messenger RNA. It is a transcript of the gene BRINP3, whose product is annotated as BMP/retinoic acid inducible neural specific 3. Lineage: Eukaryota; Metazoa; Chordata; Lepidosauria; Squamata; Colubridae. The record is from RefSeq and is a predicted model, not a curated record. Gene Ontology annotation, biological process: positive regulation of neuron differentiation; negative regulation of mitotic cell cycle; nervous system development. Gene Ontology annotation, cellular component: neuronal cell body; cytoplasm; dendrite.